Brachypodium distachyon (stiff brome) is the source of this 282-nucleotide messenger RNA. The record is from the annotation of a RefSeq genome assembly. Lineage: Eukaryota; Viridiplantae; Streptophyta; Magnoliopsida; Poales; Poaceae.
GUGACACGAAAAAAAACGAAUCCUUUUGUAGCUCAUCAUUUAUUGGCAAAAAUAGAAAAGGUCAAUAUGAAGGAGGAGAAAGAAACAAUAGUAACGUGGUCCCGGGCAUCUAGCAUUCUACCCACAAUGGUUGGCCAUACAAUCGCGAUUCAUAAUGGAAAGGAACAUAUACCUAUUUACAUAACAAAUCCUAUGGUAGGUCGCAAAUUGGGGGAAUUCGUACCUACUCGGCAUUUCACGAGUUAUGAAAAUGCAAGAAAGGAUACUAAAUCUCGUCGUUAA